This is a messenger RNA of Durusdinium trenchii, 1785 nucleotides long. The record is from the annotation of a GenBank genome assembly. Lineage: Eukaryota; Dinophyceae; Suessiales; Symbiodiniaceae.
AGCCAUGCGGCUCAAGACUUUGGAAGGCAUGAAGUGCGGCACAGCGAAACCAGGACUCUGAGCAAUGGAAUGCCUGAGAAGGAUGGACACUUACAAAGCAAAAAGAGUCCAGGAAUGCUUCUUUUGCCAUCCAGGCAGAAUGAUCGACCAAUUGAAGCAUCUGAGUUACGUGAGAUAUUGAGCUGGACCCUCAAUGAGCCUACGUGGGAGACAGAGUUAGUUUCGGGUCUCACAGUGCAACGGCUCUCUGCAAGGGACGACAGUCGAGAUUGCUAUGUAGAACGUGGACGGUGUGAGGUUGUUUUGGAUGCGCCGAUUGAAACAGUUUUCGCGUUGGUUGAUGAUCCAGAAGAGCGUGCCAAGUGGGAUGAUCUUGUCGGUCCAAGCAUGAUGAAAUACAAAGCGAGCGGUUGCAGAUUCGUAUCCUUCAAGUUUGACGGACUAAUGGGGCUGGCUGCCGAGCAGUUCUUUUUCUGGGACGCCCAGCAAGCCUAUGACAGGAAUUGCUUGGAGUGUGGUCCUGGCCGCCCAUUCUGGAGUUACGUUCUCUUGUGGCAGCCAGCUGCAGUGUCCUGGGAGGGCUUGCCGUCCUAUGCAGGCUGUCAUCAAUCAGCAGCCUUUGCAAUAGGAUUGGUCCGCGAUGGUGCGGAGCCCGAAACGAAGACAAAGGUCGUGGGUAUGGCUCGCGUGGAAGUUUCAAGUGGCAUGGUUCAGUACUUUCUACCUUCCGUCAUCCGUACAGUCCUCUCUUCACAAUCGCAGCGUCUUUUGGAGACGAUUGGCCAGAUCAAUGCUGAUGCUCAGCACCGAAAGUUGCUGCAGGAAAAGGGCUGCAGAGGCUUGCAGUUGGCCCAACAGCCAGAUCAAGAAGUGCCUGAGACGACAAAUGUCAAAAAGGAUUCAAAAGAUGAUGCCUUUCUCCUGGAGAUGCCAGAAACAUUGCAUACAGGCCAUGCAGCCGCCUCUAAACAUGCUUCAACUGCAGCCUCUUUGGAGACUGUGCGGCCGGCACGGGAGGCACAAGGGCGGACGGACGUGCAAGAUAUGCAAGCUGAAGGGGAUGGUGCAAACAAACCUGAUGAGCCUGUUCAGCAGAAGCAAGGUUUGGUACAGCAGAGAGUUUUAGCAAGUGAAGAGACUGGAGUUGCUCUAGCCAGAGAGGCCGAAGACGCUCGGAACUCGAGGAAUGACGUGGUGGGCAAGGCCAACAUGGACUUCAUGUUUUCUGCAGGAAGUGACGCUGCCACCCAAACCUCAAGCCCAGAGCGUAGGCGUCGGAAGCUAGAACUCCCAAGUGGCUUUGAAACAGAGCUAGCUGAGCUAGAUGUUGGCUUCGGCCUCCAACGAUUGGAGUCUGGUAGCAUGGGCGCAAGGCCAAGUGGGUCAAGCCGGUCAAGCUACCAAGAUCCUGAACCAAAGUCUCCUUUGAGACUUCGACUUGCGAACAUGCAGUCAAAAUGGCUUCAGGAUGCCCAACCGAAGUUCACCGAUGUCAAAGAUCUAAAAGCAAAGUUGAACAUUGCGGUUGCGCAUGAAAGUGAGCUCAAGCGACUGCGUGGAACAAACAGUUGGCUAAUUCAUUUGAUGAGGGAGGCUGGUGCCGAGGAGUUCCUGGCACCACCAUGGCAGCAAAGCCCAAGCUAUCAGCCAACAGAGCAGGCAGAAGAGCUACCUCACUGAUUUUGGCAGAGCUAGCAACACAAGCUUUUGUGUUCCGAAUAACGCAUCUAUGGCCCCAACAUGGGGCUGAGCUUUGAUCAAGAGUGCGGUAUUUUCGCGCCACAA